GCUGUCAGUAGUCACUGAUAAUAAGUCUCUGUUGAUUUAUAUUUUGUUUUAUCUUGCCGGGUGAACGACCAAAAAUGACCACGGUCCUUCCGGCCAUCACGAACCUGAGUGCCAGGGUUAUUCGCAUCUUGGGCUGCAAUCCGGGCCCAAUGACCCUUCAGGGUACCAACUCGUAUCUCAUCGGAACAGGCAAAAGUCGAAUUCUAUUGGACACGAGUGAUGCGGGGAAAACGGACUACAUGGACGCCCUGAGUAACCUUCUGAAGAAGCUGGACGUGCGGCUGGAGGCGAUCCUCCUGACGCAUUGGCACCACGACCAUGUCGGCUGCAUAGGGGCUAUAGACAAGGACAAAAGUCUGCACUCUCACAAUGGUUGCACCUUCCACAAGAUGCCAAGGAAAGACGCGGACGAGACGAAGGAAAAACACUACCCUGUGCAGGUCAAGCCUGUGAUUGACGGACAGAAGUUCUACACCGAAGGAGCUACCAUCAGGGCGGUCUUCACUCCUGGCCACACGACUGACCACACAGCGUUUGUGCUCGAGGAGGAAAACGCGCUCUUUUCUGGGGACUGCGUUUUAGGGGAGGGCACGACGGUGUUGGAGACGCUCAGCGACUACAUGAGGUCGUUGUACCUGAUGAAGGGCCUCAAGGCGGACAUCCUCUACCCUGGCCACGGCCCUCACAACUUGGAUGCUGGAAGCGUGAUUGGACAGUACAUUGCUCACAGGGAAAAAAGGGAGAAACAAGUUUUAGAGUGUUUGCAGCAGAAUGGAGAGAUGACCAUCGAGGAAAUUGUCAGAAGCGUUUACAAGGGUUUGCCUGAAAACCUGAUCCUGGCGGCCAGUCAAAAUGUUCAUCAGCACUUGGAAAAGUUGAUGGAAGAAGGCCGAGUCGAGGAAGUUGGAGAGAAAUAUCGCGUCAAGCAAAACUACAAGCUGUGAACGACUUAACACGGGUGAUAACAUAUUUUUAUAAUUUGUUGGAUAGCUAGUAAAAUAAUUCGUUAAAUCUGA
Molecule: messenger RNA, 1016 nt
Organism: Cloeon dipterum
Lineage: Eukaryota; Metazoa; Arthropoda; Insecta; Ephemeroptera; Baetidae
Product: endoribonuclease LACTB2
Exons: 6
Coding region: 75-944 (289 amino acids)
Source: RefSeq, a predicted model, not a curated record